Ficedula albicollis (Collared flycatcher) is the source of this 1101-nucleotide messenger RNA. It is a transcript of the gene DNAJB9, whose product is annotated as DnaJ heat shock protein family (Hsp40) member B9. The transcript is spliced from 3 exons. Gene Ontology annotation, cellular component: endoplasmic reticulum. Lineage: Eukaryota; Metazoa; Chordata; Aves; Passeriformes; Muscicapidae. The coding region runs from base 63 to 710 and encodes 215 amino acids. Gene Ontology annotation, molecular function: misfolded protein binding; protein-folding chaperone binding. The record is from RefSeq and is a predicted model, not a curated record.
CCCCCCGCCGCCGCUGGGUUGAGGGCUCGGAGAAAGUGGAAGGUUGCUGAAGAACUGGAGAAAUGGCCACUACACAAUCUGUCUUCACAUUUGCUCUCUGCAUUUUAAUGAUAACUGAAUUAAUACUGGCUACAGAGAGCUAUUAUGAUAUCUUAGGAGUUCCAAAAAAUGCAUCUGACCGCCAGAUUAAGAAGGCAUUUCACAAGCUGGCUAUGAAAUAUCACCCAGACAAAAAUAAGAGUCCGGGAGCAGAAGCAAAAUUUAGAGAAAUUGCUGAAGCAUAUGAAACUUUGUCAGAUGAGAAUAAACGAAGAGAAUAUGAUCAGCUUGGCCGUCAUGGAGGAAGAGGAAGUAAUGGAAGCCCGUUCCAUCAGUCAUUUAAUUUCAACUUUGACGAUCUGUUCAAAGACUUUGACCUAUUUAGUCAAAACUCACGGUCGAAAAAGCACUUUGAAAAUCACUUCCGAAGUCAUCGGGAGGCUCAUAAUCGGCAAAGACGUUCUUUUCAAGAGUUUUCUUUUGGAGGUGGACUGUUUGAUGAUGUGUUUGAAAAUAUGGAAAAGAUGUUUUCAUUCAGUGACUUUGAAAAUGCACACAGACACGCGGUGCGAACUGAUGCCAGGUUUCAUGGAUCCAGCAAGCACUGCAGGACUGUCACUCAGAGACGAGGAAACAUGGUUACCACAUACACUGACUGUUCUGGACAAUAAUGUUUCCUUUCUUCUAAACUUUUAUUCUUUUCUCAACAUCUUCAUAACCUUUCUUGGUUUUGUGCUAACAUGGAAGAACUUCUCUGAACUGUGUUUUCUAAAAAACACUUAAGCUACUAUAAAGAAGUUGUAGAUGAAACUAAUUUUCAGAAUAGAAAUAGUAUGCUGUUGGGAAGUAAAUGUGUCAGCAACUGCGUAGAAUGGGAGAGAAAUAAUCUCAUGUGACAGAAAAAAUUAUACAUAUUUCAAUUUAGUAAAAAUUCCCCUAAAUUUGACCAUAAGAUAUAUUUUUUUCAAAAACGUAAUAUUAUUUUUUUUAUCAAGCCAGUUCAGGACUGAUUGAAUUACUGGUGUGUGGGUGUGUGGAUUGAAGCAGAGGAGGUACUUUAAU